Molecule: messenger RNA, 1806 nt
Organism: Owenia fusiformis
Lineage: Eukaryota; Metazoa; Annelida; Polychaeta; Sabellida; Oweniidae
Source: the annotation of a GenBank genome assembly
AUGCUCAUACCUCAAAAGGAUAUUAUAAAAGUGGCAAUAAAGACAAAAGCAAUGAAUAUUAUUAAAGUGCCAAUAAAGACAAAAGCAAUGAAUAUUAUUAAAGUGUCAAUAAAGACAAAAGCAAUGAAUAUUAUUAAAGUGGCAAUAAAGACAAAAGCAAUGAAUAUUAUUAAAGUGGCAAUAAAGACAAAAGCAAUGAAUAUUAUUAAAGUGGCAAAUAAGACAAAAGCAAUGAAUAUUAUUAAAGUGGCAAAUAAGACAAAAGCAAUGAAUAUUAUUAAAGUGACAAUAAAGACAAAAGCAAUGAAUAUUAUUAAAGUGGCAAUAAAGACAAAAGCAAUGAAUAUUAUUAAAGUGGCAAAUAAGACAAAAGCAAUGAAUAUUAUUAAAGUGGCAAUAAAGACAAAAGCAAUGAAUAUUAUUAAAGUGGCAAUAAAGACAAAAGCAAUGAAUAUUAUUAAAAUGGCAAUAAAGACCAAAGCAAUGAAUAUUAUUAAAGUGCCAAUAAAGACAAAAGCAAUGAAUAUUGUUAAAGUGGCAAUAAACAUUAGACAAUAUAUUAUGUUGAAAAAAGGUGCUUACAGUAUACAGCAAAAAAAAUCACACAGAUGUCAAGAAGUCAAAAAAGAGAAAACCAUUUUGCAAAGCAAAAAUGUUCACUCAAGGGAGGUGUUCACUCGUGAAAGGUGUUCUUCACUAACAAAGGUUUUACUGUGAUAUGUUCGCAAUACAGUAUGAAUGUUCACCAUGUUAAUAUUGUAUUAUACAAAUACCACAAUGUUUAUUGUUUAUGUUAUUAUGUUACCACCAGAAGUUAUGACAUAUUUUUAUAGUAUUCAACUGUUUUUGGACAGUGUUCCACAUUGGGCAGUUCGUGUUCAGCAGUUGUUUGGCAUCUGUAACAAUUGGUAGGUGGUGACAUUUUGCAUGUUAAUGUGGUGUAUUAGGUUGCCAUAAAUGUAUUAUUAUUUUGCCAUGUACAGUAUAUAAAGUUUUAUCAAAAUGUUUAGUUUUCAUCUUAACUGAUAUAAUUAUGCAGUGUUAUAGGAUAGCCAACUGUGUUACCAUACUGUAUGCUGUUACCAUACUGUAUGAUGUUACCAUACUGUAUGCUGUUACCAUACUGUAUGAUGUUACCAUACUGUAUAAUGUUACCAUACUGUAUGCUGUUACCAUACUGUAAGCUGUUACCAUCAUGUACAGGGUUACCACCAUAUAUAUUGUUACCACAAUCUGUAGUGGUACCACUAUAAUAUUGAUAUGUAUAGCAGGGGUUGCACUAGAAUUUCUCACAACAGGCUAAAUAAAUGAAAACAUAAGGCAAAGUUAAUGAUAUCAUGAAUUUAACAUGAAAAGUUAAAGCCCCUAAAAACUACAGGCGAUUUUGUGAGAACAACCGGUGAAAAUCACCUGUUGCCUGCUGCUAAUGAAACCCCUGGUAUAGCAUGUUACCACUUUGAAAGUUUUCUUAUGCACAUUGUAUUGUGCUUCUAUCAUGUUUUGUUGUUACCACUAUGUAUACUGUCACAGCAUCAUGUAAUGUUACCACUAUGAAUAUUGAUGCUAUUAUCAUGUGUAGUAAAAUCACUACUAGUAUGUACAUUGAGUCAUUGAUACGUAUUGUUAACAAUUUGUAUGUUGCUAACCCAUAUGUAAUAUUGUUACCACCAUACGUAGCAAUACAAAACAUGAUUGUAGUUAUGGACAGACAGUGUCCAUAAAGGUUUUUUACACAGACUUUGUAUUAAAAUUGUAAAGACACUUUAUUGAUACCCUGUAUACAUGUACAGGGUGUUCAGGAAAUAA